UCUCUUACCUCUCUGUAUAAUAAAUCACAAGCUAAGCUUCUAUUAAGAUUCAAACACUAAAGAUGGAGGUCGAAAGAAUUUCUGAAGACUUCAUAAAACCUUCUUCACCAACACCACUUCAUCUCAAAACCUUCAAAAUUUGCCUGCUAGAUCAAUUCAUGACACCCGCCUAUGUUCCCAUGAUCUUUUUCUAUCCAAAUAAUGAUCUUGCCAGCAAUGAUCUCAAUCUGAUGAUCACUAAACGAUCUUUAUUGCUUAAAAAAUCCUUGUCGGAAAGCUUAACUCAGUUCUAUCCACUCGCCGGUAAGCUUAAAGACGAUAUUUCCAUCGACUGUAAUGACGAAGGAGCAUACUACGUAAAUGCGAGAGUUCAUAAUAUUACUCUCUAUGAUUAUCUGGAGCAUCCUCAUCUCACUUCAAUGCAUAAGCUAUUGCCGAUACGGGAAAUUCUUUUCACCCAAUCGCCACCCGGAUCACACGUUGCUAUGGUACAAGAGACCACCUUUGCAUGCGGUGGCGUGGCUGUCGGGGUUUCGGUAUCUCACAUGCUCAUGGAUGGAAUAUCUGCGUCUCGCUUCGUUAAACAUUGGGCCGCCGCUGCCACUGCCACAGCUGGCUAUUUGCCGAACUUUGAUGCAUCUGUCUCUAUGUUUCCUCAGUUUCAUCCGUUUCCGAAGCAGGCGAAUUACAACUCGCUCAUGGCUCCAAUUUGCAGAAUCGGCAAACUCGGUACGAGAAGGUUCGUGUUCGAUGAAUCAUCUCUUUUGGCCCUGAAAGCUGAAUCAAGAGUCGAAAAUGCUACUCGUGUUGAAGCGGUUUCCGCGCUUCUUAUGAAAUGCAUUAUGUCCGUGUUUAAGACGUGCAGGUCGGGUAUCGAAAAACCAGGUUUGAGUGUUCAUCCUGUAAACCUACGAAGGAGAGCUACGCCGCCACUAUCAGAUGGUUUGAUAGGGAAUUUGAUAUGGUCAGCAGCUGCAUUAGUAAAACCUGAGGAAACAGAUUUAGCUACUUUAAUUUGGGGUUUGAGGGAAGCCAUCAAAAAACUGGACAGCGAAUUGGUGAAGAAGAUCCAAGGUGAUGAAGGAUUCUUCAAGCUGUAUGAGAAAGUAAAAGAAAUGGGAAAUUUGAUUGGCAGAAAUGGAGGAGGAGUGGAUGGUGUUUUGUUUAGCAGUUGGUGUAACUUUGGUCUGUACGACAUUAAUUUUGGGUGGGGAAAACCGAUAUGGACAUCGUUUGUUGGGUCAUCAGGUGGUAAUAAUGAAAUUCCAUUUCUGAAUACAGUUGUUCUAAUGGAUGGAACAACCAAGAAAGGGAUGGAAGCGUGGGUGUUUCUGAGUGAAGAUGAGUUAGAUUUGCUGGACAAAGAUGAGCAUCUGCUUUCAUUUGCUUCUCUUAAUCCAACACUUCCAUUCUCUUUAUAGUAAUUGGGUGAAUAUGUUUUUUUUU
Molecule: messenger RNA, 1446 nt
Organism: Mercurialis annua (annual mercury)
Lineage: Eukaryota; Viridiplantae; Streptophyta; Magnoliopsida; Malpighiales; Euphorbiaceae
Product: stemmadenine O-acetyltransferase-like
Exons: 1
Coding region: 63-1421 (452 amino acids)
Source: RefSeq, a predicted model, not a curated record